AUGGCGACAAACUUUGACAUGAACGAUUUAACUGUAGAACAACUUAUGGCCCUCAGUGAGAUCAUUGAUGAUAGCGAUAGUAGUGACAUUGAUGAUAAAGUUGAGGAAAUAUUUGCGGAUAAGUUUUAUCGAGUUGCACCUAAGGAUAAGGGCAAAGAUCCCUUUGAAGGACAAAGACAAUUCAUAGAUGAAGCUGACCGUUCUACGGAUCCUAAGAAGCCACGACGACUUCCACUUAACUAUAAAGGUAGAAGAGGAAUUAUGCCGACAUGGAAGUAUUCUGAGAGACAAAAGGCUAAGGCCUUACUUGUCGAGGAGGCAUACCAAAGUCUACUAAGUAGGGGAGUUGAAGGUUUACCACCAACAAUGGGAGGUAGAUGGCGAACUGAUGAUCCACAGGUGAAUGCUGAAAUUAAGAGGCUUGAAAAUGAGAGGAACCCCAAGCGUCCUAGAGGAAGGCCACCAAAGCCUAAGUCUAAUACUGAAGUUAAGGUUCCCAGAGGUAGACCAGUAAAGCCUAAGGUUGAUGCUGAAGUUGUGAUUCCAAAAAAGCGUGGAAGACCACCAAAGCCCAAGUCUGACGCUGAAGUUAAGGUUCCCAAAAGGAAAGGUAGGCCACCAAAGUCUAAGGUAGCUGAAACACUAAAGCCUAAGGUUAAAAGACAAACUGUUGCUGAAAGAUUCAUAAGUCAAAAUAGGAUUAAACUUUCAGUUCCUGCAAAUAGUGUUAUAACUCCAACAGGUCUAGGUAAGUUUACAAUUCACGUGGAUCUUAACAAGAAACCUACAAGGAAAGCUCCUGAAGUACCAAAGGGUGUAGCUCCCUGGAAACCUACACCUAAACCUAGGGAAAGACCAAUUCCUAAACCUAGAACCGUACUUCCUAGGGAAAGGCCAAUUCCGAAACCUAGAACUAUAUUUCCUAGGGAAAGACCAGUUCCUAAACCUAGAACCAGGAAACCAGUGGCUCCUCCAAAGUUACGAAAGCCUGUAAAAGUGUCGAAGGAAGUUAAUGAACAGCCUGUAGUGGUUACACCGAAGGAACACGAAAUAGAUCCAUUUGGAACAUAUCUCGAAAAGCCAUCUCAUAGGAAAAUUGAAACAGCCGCAAAUGGAGCAGCUGUGACUUAUUCAAUUACUCCACAUUUUAUGGAUCCCCUAGACCAGAUGACAGCAAGUAGGCAGGUAGUGAGAGGAAUUCUAGUUAACGAGCUGAAGAGAAUGGGAGGGUUGAAAUAUACCGAAACAAUUAAGGUGAGAAUGUCAAAGGAGAUCGGUAAUGAUAAGACAAAGAAGGAUUCAAUAUACUUUAAGUCUAAAACUGGAACCGCGACUAACUUCGAGGAUAUUGAAAGUACAGCUGCUCAAAAUCAACUGACAAUCCUAGCUAGAAUUGAAACCUUCCAGAACUUAGGUUCAAAUUGGAUUAUUCUGAAUAUUGAAAGCCAUUAUCUCAACAUUGCAAUGUACAAACCUCUAAAGAGUAGUUCAUAUAUGAAAUUACCUGCAGACAUCAUUAAUCCAAAAUGUGGUAUCAUCAACAUGAAAAACAAUGACAACAAAUGUUUUAUGUGGAGUCAUGUGAGACAUGUAAGACCCAAAGCUAGAAGAGCAACCACCAUUACACGACAGGAUGUGGAGUUCGCAGAAAACCUAGAUUAUGAGGGAAUAGACUUCCCUGUGAAGAUAAGCGAUAUUGAUAAAAUCGAGAGGAAAAACAGUAUGAGCAUAUCAGUGUUUGGCUAUAAGGGUAAAAAGCAGUUUUAUCCCAUAAGAAACUCCAAGACAAAAUAUGACGAGCAUAUGGAGCUGCUGCUUCUAGGUGAUGGUAAUGGAAACAACCACUAUGUCCUAAUAAAAGACAUUAAUAGAAUGCUGUAUAGUGUAAGUGGAUACGAACAUAAGAAGCACUUUUGCCUACACUGUCUUCAUAGUUGUAAGAGUGAAGAGCUACUAGAAAAACAUAGGGAGACAUGUAUCGAGGUAAAUGGAACUCAGGCCACAAAGCUUCCCAAGGAGGGUACAAAAAUAAAGUUCAAAAACCACAGAAACUCAAUACCUGCACCAUUCGUGAUAUACGCUGACUUUGAGUCUAUACUGGUUCCAGAAGAGAAAAAAGUUGAUUCUGAAAACUCUGAGGACAAAAGUAGUACAGACCUUUACCAGACACACAAAGCUUGUAGUUUUGGGUUAAAAACAGUCUGCCAUUACGAUGAUAAGUACUCUGGUGAAUAUAUAAGCUACGUUGGUGAAGACGCCACACAGGUCUUCCUAAAGACUGUACUGAAGGAGUCUAUUAAGUGUAGAGAAAUGGUUAAUAAGAUAUUCAAGAAAAAGAUGGUAAUUACACCUGAACAGGAAGCUGAGUUCUGGAUGACUAGAAACUGCUCAAUAUGUGGUAAUGAUCUUGGAGAUGAUAGAGUGAGAGACCACGAUCACGUAACAGGAAUGUUUCGUGGAGCUGCUCAUAAUAUGUGCAACCUAAAAUAUAGAAUUACAUGGAAAGUUCCUGUGGUCUUCCACAAUCUAAGAGGUUACGAUAGCCAUCUAAUUAUGCAAGAGAUUGGUAAAUUUAAGAUGAACAUUAACGUAGUUCCAAAUAACAUGGAAAAAUACAUUUCAUUCUCACUAGGUAAAAACCUUGUCUUCAUAGACUCUAUACAGUUUAUGGCUUCUUCACUGGAAGCACUCGUGAGUAACCUUUCACCUGAGGACUUCAAGAUAGUAGGUAAGAGGUGGAAGGGUGAGGACUUCAACUUAGUUACACAGAAAGGAGUCUUUCCAUAUGAAUUCCUAGAUGACAUUAGUAAACUUAAUGUUGAGGGUCUUCCAAGUAAAGAUAAAUUCUACUCAACACUAUACGAGUCAGAGGUGAAGGAAGAAGAUUACCAAAGAGCUCAGAAAGUAUGGGAUCACUUUGGAAUGAAAACUAUGAGAAACUACCACGAUCUCUACCUAGAAACCGACGUUCUUCUACUGGCGGAUGUUUUUGAAAACUUCAGGAGAACCUGCUUGGAAAUUUAUAAACUUGACCCUGCACAUUACAUAUCAGCACCCAGUCUAAGUUGGAAUGCAUUCCUAAAACAGUCAGGUGAAGAAAUAGAACUUGUAAGUGAUAUGGAUAUGUUCCAGUUCUUUGAGAAGGGAAUGAGAGGUGGGAUAAGUCACAUUGCUCACAGACAAGCUACAGCUAAUAAUAAGCAUAUGGAAACGUAUAAUGAAGAGCUUGAAAACAAGUACCUUAUGUACCUCGACGCCAACAAUUUAUAUGGCUGGGCAAUGUCACAACCACUGCCUAAUGGAGAGUUUGAGUGGGUUGAGGAAUUUGAUGGUAUGAACCUUGAUGACUACCUUGGAGACAACGGAAGGGGUAUGGUUCUAGAGGUUGACAUGGAAUAUCCACAAGAACUUCACAAUCUCCAUAACGGUUAUCCGCUAGCUCCAGAGAGUAAAGAGAUUAGUGCUUCAAUGUUGUCAGAUUACGCAAAAAGUAUUGCUGAUAAAUUCCAGCUGACAAUUGGAGGAGUAAGAAAACUGGUGAACUCUCUUGGACCAAGGAAGAACUACGUCUUACAUGCACGUAAUCUAAAACUCUACACAGACCUUGGAAUGAAACUCACAAAGGUUCAUAGAGCGGUCUCGUUCAAACAGUCCCCUUGGCUUAAGAACUAUAUUGACUUCAAUACAAAGAAACGGUCAGUAGCACGUAAUGUGUUUGAAAAGAACUUCUUCAAGUUAAUGAAUAACUCAAUCUACGGAAAGACAAUGGAAAAUCUUAGGAAAAGAGUUGAUGUAAAAUUAGUGUCAUCGGAAAACGACCUCCUAAAACUUACGGCAUCGCCGUGCUUCCAGUCACAUAGAAUUAUGAAUGAGAACUUAAUAGUUGUAAAACGGAUGAAGGAAGUUCUAACUCUUAAUAAACCGUGCUACGUUGGAAUGAGCAUCUUAGACUUAUCAAAGACUCUAAUGUAUGAUUUCCACUACAACACAAUUAAGAAGGAGUACGGUGACAGGUCAAAGCUACUGUUCACAGAUACUGACAGCUUGAUGUAUGAAAUAAAGACGGAUGACGUCUACGAGGACUUCAGGAGGAUCGGUAAGGAGAAAGACUGCUGGGAUAACUCAGAUUACCCAAAAGAUUCUCCGUACUACUCAGCUCAUAAUAAGAAGGUUAUCGGUAAGUUCAAGGACGAGGCCGAAGGUGUACCCGUAAUCGAGUUUGUUGGGUUAAGGUCAAAGAUGUACUCAUAUGUGAAGGAGAGUGGUGGAGGUGGAAUGACCGCGAAAGGAGUGAAAAAGUAUGUGAUCAGAAACAAGCUCACUCAUGAAAACUUUAAGAACGUAAUAAAUAUGAAAGGUCGGAUGAGACAUAAGAUGAACACAAUCAGAAGCGUCAAGCAUAAAAUCGGAACUUACGAAUUGAAGAAAGUUACUCUUAGCUGUUUCGAUGAUAAAAGGUAUUUACUCGGAGACGGAGUUACAAGUUACGCUUACGGUCACCAUGGAAUUAAAAACUAAAUAAUAAAUAAACUAUUAAAUAAGAUUUAAAAAUAAUGGUUAAAAAUUAAAUAAUAAAUACACGUUAAAAAACCACAAUAAAUAAAUGGUCUAGAAACUUGAGCCCGCGUUUUUGGGGGAAAAUAUGGAAACCGCUGACCGGAAGUGGGAUGAGAUCGCGGGCUGAAAAAGUGGUCUAGAACCGCUACUUCCUAUACUACGUUUGUCGCGGUAUUAAUAGUAUUAUUUACAAGGUCCUUUCAGUUUCAAUAAAUUGUAUCAUGCAGUUGCCCAAUCCGACUGAAUAUCUGAAGAAGAGUUGAAGGGUUUUGUAGAUGGAAAUCAUCGAGUUUAAAUAUUAAAUACAUUUAUUAGACCUAACCAGGAGCAGCUGCAAUUCUGGCAGGGACAGAACCGCUGUGGUCAUGCAUGCGAUUCCGGCGGUGCAACCAACUGACCUACAGGAAUCUAAUAAAUGUACAUGCAUGUAUACAAAAUUUACACUCGAUAAUUUUCAUCUUCAAACCCUUCAACUAGCAUUGUUCAAUCGAGCUGGUGAGAUGCCAACCAUAUCUAGAUAUUUGAAAAGCCCUACUCAAGAGGGGCGAAACAACGAAAGCCGCGUAAGACGAACAACUUUUGCAAAUCUUUAGAUUUGUAUUUAAGUAAUUUUUGGAUCAAAUAGAUAAAAAUAAAUUUCCAAUUAAUAUAUGACAUACCAUGUACACAAACAACCCCCCGCCCCCCACCAAAGAAGGAAAAAUUGAGGUCGACAAAGUAUUUUUAAAGUAUUUUUAACCUCCCCCAACCAUAUAUCGCUAGUUACGUCACUACCCAAAAACAUUACAAUGACUGAUACAAGACUGAGACUGGCAGGGUUUGAUUUAAUAUACAGGACUAAAUAUGUCCCAAUUGCCAGAUAACCUGCAUAAGAUUAUUUUAUCAAUAUAUGUUGCAAAAUCUCUUUGCUAAGAAAGCAUAUACAUAUAUGCAGUAUAAAACCAUCGCGUGUAACAUUAAGGGAUUUAAAUAUCUUUCCCUGUAAGUUUUCCAAAAUUGAUUUACAUGCUUUGAUUCAUGAUUGAAGAGGAAAUUCCUUAAUUUAAGAAAAGAAAAUUCUCUUUGAAAGUAUAUAGAAAACAAAAGUUAAACAAGAAAAGCAAAUCAUUGUUAAAAUUGCCACAAAAUUAAUAAAUCAGCACGGAAUGAUUGCAGCUUCUGGGCCUUGACAUAUUUGACUUGACCAAGCCAAUGGGAGACGCAUGAUUGACUCGCAAACAUUGCCCAUUCAUGUGCUCAGCUGGUAUAAAGUAAAAGUUAGAGCUGCAUAUAAUAAUCUACAAUCACCAAAUAGCACAAAUACUAUGAAUGCAAUAAAAAUGGGAAAAAGAGUUAACAAUUGAACUGCUAGUAAGCUUACUUGGUCUCAGCAACUGACUGUCCAGGUUCAAUGCUCGCUCGUAAUUUACAGUAACAUGCGCAGUUUAAUAAUAUAUAGUUAAAAUUAAUUAAGUCAAACGCAACUAGAACAAAUAAGGCUUCAGGAUGCACGAGAAAGCCACGAAAACAAGAAUGCGCUGAAUAAUGCUACAGUAAGUGGGCGUCAUUGCGAAGCAUUCAAUCAUGCAUGUCAGCGUGACUUUAGGGGAAAUCCCUAGGGAAAUUUCCUUUAGGCGAAAGUUAAACAAAAAAAAGCAAAUUAUUAAAUUGGCCCAAACUGCCACAAAGCAAUAAAUUAGCACGGGAUAAUUCCUGUAGGUGGGCCUUGACAUAAUUGACGAAAGGUCCAGGACGCAUAUUGACUCGAAGACAUAAUAGUUGCACAUGCAUGCUGACAUGCGCUGGUUAAUUAAAGUUAGAGUUGCAUGCGUGGCACGGUAAGGACGAUCGAGUAGUGCACUACAAUUUUAAUAAUCCACAAUCGCCAAAUAGCACAAAUAAAUACAAUAAAAAAUGGGAAAGGGUGACACUAAUGUUAACCGAGACUAAUGAGUUAAUUAAACAAGUACGAUGAAUAGAAUGGGAUCGGCAAGCAAUUUGGUUUCAGCAAUGCAUGGGCCGGCCUUAUGCAGGUUUCCAUCCAAUUUUCAGGAAUUUAUGUUACAAUACUGGACGUUUUAUGUUGUUUAUAUCAUUAGUGUUGACCAAAAAUUUUGAAUCAAUAGCAUUAGUUCCUCCUUAUAGUUACAGCAUCUUGAAAAAUAAAAGUGCUGACGUCAGCAUUAUUUUUGAUCUCCUUCAGAAACUGUGUUAUACACCUCUGGUUAUACACAAAAUGUAGUUAAAAAUUCUAGGUUAAGGGUACGUCGGGACUUUGUAUCUUAUAUAAACAAAAAUUUAAACGUUUUGGCUCCAACUCGCCUUUAUUUUAGCAUUUGAUUUUUGGAUAUUAAGCGCUUGCAAAAUGUUUAGAUUCUUGUUUAUAUAUUUCAGGUAAGAAGUCAUUUACUGCAGAUAAAUGUACACAUACCUACCUAUUUUUCAUAACUCAUUUUUUAUUGACCAACAAACGAUUUUUAACUAAAUUGUUUUUUAACAUAGUUUCUGAAGAAGUUCGAAAAUAAUGUUGACGUCAGCACUUUCAUUUUUCAAGUGCUGUAAGUCGGGAGGAAUUUAUCCUAUUGAUCCAGAAUUGUGACUGGAAUUCCUGGAAAUUGGACGGAAACCUGCGUAAGGCCCAUUGACUGUCCAAAGUUCAAUGCUCCUAAUUUAUAGUAGCUGCGCAGUUAUAUAUAGUUCAACGCAACUAAACAAGAAUGCAUGCGCUGAAUCAUGGCGCUACUGAACUGGGCGUCAUUGCGAAGCAUGUAUGUCAGCAUGACUAGACCGGCUAAUAAACCACACAGAUUACUAGGUGCGCAAGGAAAUCAAGAGAAUUCUAGAUUACUUUAAUUUAAUAGCAAGAUCCUUGUAUAAAUAACAUAAUUACUCAGCAACUUCUCGAAUUUUAACAUAACUCAACCUUGUAAUAUUAGACCCCGUUUACACUAUACCGGAUUCGCUCUUUCGAUAACUUCCAUACGUUUCUGUUUGUUACUACCAUUAAUAUGUUUAGGCUAUUUCAUUGACUGUUAAAACUGAUGUCGUCACCAGCGAAUCCGGUACAAUGUAAACGUGGCCUAUAAUGAUUAGGCAAUAUUAAUAUUUAGGGAAAACCCCCUAUAAGGGAAAUUCCCAUUACCCGUCGUUGACCCUGAGUACAUAUGAAGCGGACAUAAAGGUCAAUUUCCUGCCACUCAUAAUAAUAUUAAUAAUAUAUACAUAGGCAUAGCUUGUAAGGUUUCUUAAAUUAACAUUUCAUAUUGAAAUGCUGCACGUAGUUUCGGAGCAUUCGUUUAUCUCAAUUGGUCCUUGACGUAUUAUUUAUUUUGGCAUAUUGACCACAAAAUUAUAUACGUAGUAAAACGUAUUGGCCAACAAAUAGCAGAUGUUAGAAUAUGUUGGAUCGGGGUUCUUACUCAAAAUUUUAAUCCAAUGUUGGAUGAAGUUGUUCUGGUUUGAACAAACUGAAGUCCAUGACUAAAGGGAUUAGUUGAACUGACGUGAUUAUAAAAUUGCCCGCCCACGAAGUGCGUGUGCAAUAAAAUUUGAAAUUACAACUUUGAACUUCGUAAAUAGAUAACCUCGUAGGUUAUGUUAAUGCUUUACAGUUGCUUUUUAUUUUGUUGGCAUUUUAAUAAUUAACUACGCCUGUGAUGACACCGACAUAUUUUUGCAAGUUUGCAAUUUUACUAAUUAUAGCAAACAGACAAUCUUGUUUAGUUUAAUUGAUUUGCUGAUUUGAAUACAACAUAGGUGAGAGAAGCACAUCGUGACAUUGUAAGAUGUUAGAGUUAUAAACCGAGUAGGAGGUUUAUAACUGAUAUAUUGCCCCCGAGGACGCGUAGCGUCCGAGUGCAAUAUAUCAGUUAUAAACCGACUUUCGAGGUUUAUAACUAACUUAUAUCACAUUUGUGGAGGUUUUCUAACAUAUUUUGUCAUUUUCAAAAAUUUUUAAUGAAACAUUUUCGCGUUUUGUCUACAAGUUUCAUCUAAUCAUUUAUUCAAGGUAUAUAAGCUUAGUUAUAAACCUCGGAGGAUCAAAGAAAACCGACACAAAUGUGAUAUAAGUGAUUAAUAUACAACCUCAUGAACGCUGUUAUAGCGCCUCGUUUCUGUGAUCGAGACAUUAAUUUUAGAGCGUUAUUUAAUUCCUGUUACUGAUGACAAUAAUCAUCAACAGAUCUUUCAUUUUCGCAGAUGUAGCUGUUUGUGCUGCGUAAAGUCCUAAAUAUUGGGUCAACAACAAAAAAUUGACAAACGGAAAUGCGGUUUCAGCUAAAAUGACGCGGGGAAUGCCCUAAAACAAUGUAAGCUCAUCAUGGGGGGAAACCCCUCGCAAUGCAUGGUAGGUAUAUAAAAUGGCUCAAGUAAAGAUCCAUAGACAUUUUACAGCAAGCAAAUUCUAGAAAGAAGCAAGAUAGCGAAACAGGGAAUUCAGUGUGAUAUGGAGAUACAAGGUAAGUCCGUCGUCUGAUGAAAAUCGACAAAAUCGAUAUGUGAAGCUGCUCCAUAUUUUGCUACAAAAUCAAACAUAACACAAAUCCCCCUCGUGCGAGAGGUUUUGUUUCUCUUUAUAGUUUAUACUGACUUUAAAAUUUGUCUAGUUGUAAGAUCUUUUCCCCCUUAUUUCAGCGGCCUUUGCUCUACUAUAAAGUGCUGCAGUUUAUAUGAUUUCAGCAAAACAGAUUUUAUUAUAAUACAUAUUGUAUUCCUCAUAAAACCAGAUAUUUCAAACCCAGUCUUUUUAAAUUAACACAUUUUUGCAACAAUUAUGUAUACUAGCAUUUCCACGUAUUUCGUAUAUCAUCUGUGUCAGUGAACAAUAUAGCUUACUCAAUCGUUUUAAAAUAGGUAGGCUAUCACAAUACAUGCGUAAUUCUUUCACUUCCGGUAUAAUCGUGUGACUCAGUAGCCUGCUUGCAGCCCCCACACAAAAAUUUGAAACAGAAUAUUAGCUAAGUUUUCGUUUGAACGAAAUUACGGGCUGCGAGCAGGCUAAUGAGUAAUGACUAAGUGUUUCUUCAUAAUAAGGAAUUACGCAAUUAUUUUAAAUAAUUCCAUGACACGCAGUUAGCAAAAUAUAUUAACGAAUACUAGCUAUAAGCAAAAUAUAGCUUUCUCAGUCUUUGUGUGAUAUAGCUUUCUCAGUCAUUCUUGUGAAUAUUUCCACUUCGUAUCAUCAUCGUAUCAGUAAAAUAUAUAGCUUAGUCAGUAUUAGUUAGUUUUUAUAACAAUAGCGUAUAAUUCGGUAAUAAUUUUCACUUUCGUAUCAAUGUGCCAAAGAUAGUAUGAAAAAAUCAUGUCAACACUAUGUUGAAAUACGAAUACGAAAUGUGGAAACACGACCCAAACAAUGCUGAUACGAUCGCGCCCCGCCUUUAGAUCAAACGAGAAUGAGAAUUGACGAAAGAUCAAUUAGACAAUUAAACGAAUUGAAAACAUUCAUUAUUUGUUUUAUACAGCUAACACCAAAAUAAAUCAGUAUUAUCGAGCUUUUAUUGAAUUAAAUACCAAACAAACACAUAUUGCCGAGUUGGAUGUGCAAUGUUUAAACUAGAUAGUGAUGACUGUUAAAUAUCUUUGACACUAUUUUUCUAAAAAAUGCCGGUUAAUGCUAUGCACAAACAAGAAUAUAAAAAUUUGAGUGCGCAGUCCAUAGGUCUGCUUAAUAUAUAAGAUUAAAAUAUGUAGUACGACAAAAAGUCGUUUUGUGUCUCCAUGUGAUUCAUGACAUGCAAUCUCAGUUAUAUAGGGUGUUGGCAUUGGCUGUGCUCGUAAAAUUCCGUGUCUAUAACAGGCCCGUAGCUGGGGGGGCCUGGGGGGGCAGUGCCCCCCCACUGGGUGGGACAGUGCCCCCCCACUCGGAAAUCGGGUAUGAAAAAUUGAGAUAAAGGGCCUGGGAAGCAAUUGUAUUAAUGGAAAAAAUUCUGUAAAUUUUGUGGAAAAUUUUGUGAUUUUUGAAAAAUUUUCUUAGAUUUCGGAAAAAUGGAGUAUGUCCGGAAAAAUUGUUAUGUCCGGAAAAAUUUUUUGACCCCUAAAAUGGUACACUGACCGGAUAAAUUCCGGGAAAAAAAUUUUUUCAUCUCAAACGUUUGGUUACAUUCUUUCUGGAGUGAGUGCCCCCCCAGAAAUUGAGAGCCAGCUACGGGCUUGGUCUAUAACAAAGUCUCCAACACAUGUAAUAACUAAUAAGAAUAACUUUUGUUUUAUUUGAGAUGGAGUAAAAAAGUCAGCAACCAUUGUCGAUGGAGGCUUUAUUAGUUUAGCAUUUUUUACUGUCAUUUUCUAAUUUUCUGGACGAUAGGCCGUGGCCGCUAACUGUUGGGGACCUUUAGUUUUUUAACUAACCCUACCCACGCAAUGAGCGUUACGCCACUGGCUGAACCGGAAUCGCAGGACCGCAGGUUCGAUUCCUGCAAGAGGGAACAGCCGGCCAAAAGUAGAAUUUUGCACAACUGCUUCUGGUUAGGUGUAAAAUUGUAUAUAUUUUUCCUCUAGAAAUUUUCCAACUACAAAAACAAUUGAACUGUUAGUUCUCUGAAGGCGUUGGCUAAAAAAUGCCGUUUUAUAUCUUCAUUGUUUUGGUAUCUUUUAUAUCUUCAUAUAUCACUCUUUGCAUAACCCAUGAGAAUGUGUAUAGGGAAAUGAAUAACAUGCAGCAUAUAGCUACAUCACACUGACUUGUCCACUGCAUGCAUGCGUUUUGCCUCAAUGUACCCUUCCGGUAAGCAUGUCACUUUGGCUAUAGGGCUUCGUUUCCGUUUAUAUUACAUCAGUUGAAACAUGUCUCAAUCAUGAAAAUGGCGCCAAAGUGACAUACUUUCUGAAAGAGUAAACUGGUCUUUCGAGCUCCUUUCGAAUUAAAAUCUUGGUUCCGUGCUCAGAAGGUCUACAACAAUAAAUGGUAGAAAGUUUAAUCAAUUAAUUUAGAAACCUAAUUUUCCUGAAGAAUACGAAGAAUAAAUUAACUAUUCAUCGUUAGAGAAUUGAAUCGAUUGAUGUUGUUACUUGAGCAUAGAAAGGACAAACCAACUCCUGGGUUCUGAGUUAUUGUACUGGGGCGGGUUGUACAAAGCUGGAUUAGCGCUAACCCUGGGUUAAAAUUGAACCCGCCGUUUUAGUUCAUUUGCACAUGUGUUUAUUUCAUGAUUUUGGAAAAUAAAACUGUUAUUGAUCCAGACAUGAAUUUUCGAAAACUAUCUUCAUGUUUCUAAACAGGCUGUUGGGAAGAUUGCUUGGACACUUGCGUUAACUUUGGAUUUAGCUAACCCACUUUCGAACAGCCUGCUCCUGUACAAUUGUGACUGAGUGUUUUAACCGGUUUUCUUUUUCUUUAUUAGGUAAUUCAGCAAAUCAAGGAAAUAGAUCUCGAUAUAAAGCAAUGCAUUCAGCUGUCAAGUUAAAUCCUGCUUUCCUACACACUUCAUCCAUCUUUAGAAAGGCAGCAAAUUUGAUCAGUUUAAAGGCAACAACUUUGAUUUUUUCUUUAAAGAGUUUUUUUGAGACACCUAUUCGUUUGGUUAAAAUGUUUGUUAUCCGGUGUAUCCAAGUCUAUGGCACCCCAGCUCUCAGCAAAGAGGAAAUCAUUAUUUUCAGAAAAGUAAGUCUGCAGCAAACCUAAUGUUAAUAUAUAAUAAGAACGUAUAGAUGGUUGAUUACACCGUUAAUUCUGUUCCUAUAAUAUCUUAGGCAUUUUUUCUUAAUUUUGUAAGCAGUACCCAACGUUUCGGGCGAUGCUCGACUCCAAUCUAAUCUUGGGAAUAUUUUAUACGGUUCGCCAUGUUGCACCUCGAAUAUAUAUACGGGCCAAGUGCAUCAAUCUGAUAGAGAUAUCAUUUCCGGAGUGCACGAUUGUGGUUCCGACUAUCGUUUUAGUUUUGUUUUAGUCAACUUAUUGGAGUAUGAUGUUUGUGAUGUUACUCUGAGUGUAAAUCCACUAAUCCACACCGGGCAAGCUUAAAAAAUACGCCUGGCCACGGUGGGAAUCGAACCUACGACCUUUGGAAUACUAGCCCAAUGCUCUACCAACUGAGCUACGCGGUCAGGUGGAUUCUGUUUUGUUAAAAACUCUGCCAGUUAAACAUUAAUUGCCCGUUAAUGCGUGUUUAAUCGGCACGGUUCUUAGCCCGCAGUAAUUCUGCGCGCCCAGGAUGAGAAUAUAUGAAACUUGCCACAUACGGCCUUCGUAAAUAUGAUGUUUUAUUUUUUUAUUAACACAAGUAUUUGAGACUUUGUUUCGAAUCACAUAUCGAUCGUUUGGAAUAUUGAUGAUAACAUUUUUUAAAAAUUUGCUUUCAAAUUUAAUAAACGGCCGUUUUUGAAGUUUAAAAACUUAAUAAUUCAUCAUUCCUUAUAGUAUUCCGCUACGUCAAAUACGAUGACGUAAUUUCAUGCUCCCGUGGCAAAAACUUUGAAUUUGAGGUAUAAUAUUAACAUAAAUUACAUUUGUUCUCGAAGUAUUAAUGAAAAUUCACACUUGUGUUAGGGGAAAUAUUUAAGAUACCGUGCAUUUUUUUAUUAAUUUAAUACUUCCAGAACCGUGUAAUUUCCUACACUGAAAACGUUCAUUUUUGGCUUACGACUAUAUUGGCUUGAAAUAAUAAUUGUUUUAAUAAAAAGAUUUAAAAUAUUGCAAUUUCGAUGGAAAUUCUAUUUGAUCGAUAAUAUCUUGAAGUGAAAUCAGUCGUUUUUUCGUUUUAAUCAGUUUUGUAGGCUCAGCUAUAUAGGCUAUAGUUUUUUUUGCAAUAUUCACACAGCUGCCUCACAGAAUCGUUAAUUAACAUAUAUAUAUAUAUAUAUAUAUAUAUAUAUAUAUAUAUAUAUAUAUAUAUAUAUAUAUAUAUAUAUAUAUAUAUAUAUAUAUAUAUAUAUAUAUAUAAUGAGAUGAAAAUGCUCUAGAGUGUGUAUUAUAUAAUUUCCAUACCCAGCGCAAGCAGAAAGAUGUUGUCUGCCGCGGCUGGAUCUUGAACCCGCGACCUUCGAAUUACUAGAUCGACGCUCUGCCAACUGAGCUACACGGUCAGAUGGAUUUAAGACUGGAAAUUAUGAAAUAUAUACUAAUGUCAUAAACAUACUCGUUUAUAUUAAUUCAGCAUCGAACAAUACUAGUUCUGCAAGUGUUAUGUUAAGUUGUGUUAUGGUACACUCUGUAAUAUGUUAAGAUGAAAAUGUUCUAGAGUGUGUAUUAUAUAAUUUCCUGAUACCCAGCGCAAGCAGAAAGAUGUUGUCUGCUGCGGCUGAGUCUUGAACCUGCGACCUUCGAAUUACUAGAUCGACGCUCUACUAACUGAGCUACAAAACCUUGUUUAAUAUUAUGCUGAAAAACCAUUUUGGAUAGAUUGAAUAUAUAACAAAAUUGUCUUUAAGAGUGCAGUAAAUUAAGUCCCAGACACAUUGCUGAGUAAACGAUUCAAAUCUCUCCACUCACCAGUGUUUUAUUUUUAAUUAAGAUUUGUUGCACCAUGGAAAUCUAUUUACUUCCUUUCGAGCCAGCGUCCGACCAUAUUAAUUUGUUGGUGAAUUGUGAAACAGCUAGACAAAAAUGCUAUGUUAUACUGACUUUUAGCGGUGGAGGAAAUGUAUUGGUUUAUUCGAUAGUUCAAGAUAUAAAACUACACAAUUUUCAAAUUGAUUUCUCAAGGAGUUAUACACGCAUAAAAGCUGCAUGUAUAUUAGAGUAUUGGUUCAAUCCUGUUGGUUGUGCUCCUGCUAACUUUGGGAUAAAGUGUUACAAUUUAAUUGUUAUGGACAUAGACAUAAUAUUCAUAAACAUAAUCCCAGUAAGACUAUCAUCCACGAUCGAUGCUCCCGACCUUCGUGAUCAAGCUACACGCACGUUGAAUGUGGAUACAGAGUUUGCAAGAUGUCCUGAUGGGCUAAAUUGUGAGACAGAGCAAAACAAUCGAAGGUUAACGGAAGAAAAUGAUGCAUUAAAACAGAAAUUACUGGAAAAGGAUGAGAUGAUAAAAGAAAUGAAAAGUAAAUUUGCGAUAGAGGAAAAAAAAUUUUAUGAGAUGAAAUGUGAAUUUGCAAUAGAGAAAAGAAAUAUAUCAAAAGAAAAAAUAUUGCUAGAAAACAAACUAGAGCAGUUGGAAGAUAGGUAUGGAAAUUUAGAAAAAGAUUACAAAGACACACUGCUUGACUUUGGACGACUUUCCGUGGAAAGCGAUUCUAAAACGAACUUAGGGAAAGAAAGCAAGACAUUUCAGAAACUAUUUUUUCCAAAGCCAUCGGCAUCAUUAGUUGUUAACAUGGAAGGUAAUAAUAGUUCGUCUCAUUUUAGUCUCAAGUCAACCGCAAAUUCUAACGUUCAGCCCAACAGUGUUCAGUCCGAGGAUGAAAAGACACCAUUGCCUGUUUUGUCUUUGCCGUCUUCAUCAGGAGAGCAAUCUGUAGACGCAAGUAGAGAAUUGGUGGCGUUAAUUGCAUGUCAAGACCAUGAGCAAAGCAAAGGCUUUGAGGCUCAAAAUCAGAACGAAAGCAGUAAUGAAAGACCAAACAAUGAAAGCAUUGAUGUUUCACCGGACUCACCGCCAUUCCCUACAGAGGUACACGAAAGAAGUGAUGCACAGCCCUUGGGUCUCAUAAAGGAACCUUCUUCUUCAGUUAGUGCCCAUGUCUACAACAUUUACAGACUAUUAUUACUAACGAUAUCUGAUAGGUUGCUGUACAGUGAUAUUAUCAAGCUUAAAGAAUGGGCAAAUGAAAAAUUCUCAGUUGACAGUAAUUUAAGUCCAGCUAAAGUUAUUUUACAAUUGGACCAAAAAGGUGCUAUCAAUGCGUCGGAUUUAGAUCAGCUCCGUGUAUUCUUCGAGUCAGUUACAAGAUUUGAUCUAGUGUACCUUAUUGAUGAAUUUUAUAAUGGUGACUACGAUAAGUUGAGAAAGUUGAUCAAUCAGCAUAAGUCGAUAAAAAACGGUCACGAACGAGUGGCCAAUUUAAAUCGAGUACACUCACCUAGAGUUCUUCUACCACAUAAUAACACUCCAAGAUCUCCACUAAGAUCCAACACCGUUAACCGGGUUGGCAAUGUUGAAGAAUUUGAACGACCUAGUACAGCUGACGAGAACAAUAGCGUAUCCAUUGUCAGGAAUUGCCAUGCUCCGCACUCAAAUGUUGCCAGCACAAGCAAUUCUAUUGUAAGUGGCAGUAAAUGUUCAACGCAUGAAAAUUCAGAAGAUGUUCCUGACUGUUCUACAGUUAAUGACACAAGAGGUUUGUAAACAAACUAUUUUAUUAUUCCAUUAUUUAAAUUAAAUUUUUUUAUUAAUUCAAAUCAAUACUUUUUUCUGAUAUAUUAUGCUAUUUCCGAAAUCUGUGCCACCGUCAAGAAUAUACAUCUUCCACUAGUGUCUAACAUAUUUCCUGUUGUAAAGAACUAUUUCCCCAAACUUUUUCCCAACUUACGUUUAUAAUUUGCCCAACUUUAUUUCUACUGGAAGGGAAGCUACCCCUGGCCCCGCCAACCCCCCCCCAUCCCACCCCCGACCCAUACUCUAAUGAAUUCAUAUUACCACUUUUACCCCACUUUUUCUUUACUCUUGGAACAAGAUGAGUAGAGAAUAAACAAAUUAAUAAAUAUUAAUUAAAUGUCAUUUAUCAAACCCAGGUGGAGAGAACAGGGUAAGCACAAAUGAUGCUCCAGUUACUACAAGAAUAAUCAACGGAAAGAAGAUGUCGAACUCAGGACAGUCUUCAUCUCAAAGACGCCCAAAAUCGAGGCAACCGUCAUCUCAUGGUUCCCAUAAUCGUCCUGCAAAAUGCAAUGGUCCUUCUCAACGCCAUCCUGGUGACCACUUUCAUGGUCCAAGGAACGACGAUAUACAAGACAAUUGGCUAUGCAAUCAUUACAAAAGAAGGUGCUUGGUGAAAUUUGAAUGCUGCAAUAAAUACUGGCCAUGUCACCGUUGCCAUAACAACGAGAGCACGUGUGGGCGGAAGAAACUGAAAUCACGUGACACAACGAUGGUCAAGUGUGUCGAAUGCGGAAAAGAACAACAGGUAACGUAAAAGAUGCUAAUGUUGUAUGCACAUCUUUUUUAUUCUUUCAGUACAGCUCUAAACAAAGAACUAAUUGAAUCAAGGAAAAUGUAGAAUUUAAAUUGAGAUGCAGACAUAACACACCACACCUUUUUCUAAAAUUUCUUAAGAUUUAUUUGAAAACAUAAUAACUUAAAAAUCCGAAAAAUAUAUGCAGUAUAAAAUUCUUCAGUUUUUACGCCAUAUUGAAACGUUUCAUAUUUUUAGAUUCCAUACUCUUAAGUUUUUUAAAUAAAUAGCAUAAAUUUUUAACUUUUUAUUGAAAAAUGGUUGAAAAAAAAAGAAAGAAAUAUAAUGUCAGCAUCGAUAAUUUUAAAGUUAACGGACUCUUUCCUUGCUUCAACUGAGAACGAUGGUAAGAAAUGUAUCUACGAUUAAAUUCGUCUUGGUUAGGAAAAUAAUUUCUGGUAUCCGGUAAAUUUUAUUGCUAAAAAAUAUGCAAACUAUUAUUUUUGGAUUUCAUUCUUUUGUUCAGCAAAAAUGGUCAUUUCAGUGUUGGAGAAUAAUAUAUUAAUAUCAGCUCUUAAACGACGAUUUCAUAAGUUUUCUUCAUUUUCUUUCUUUUUAGUUUGGGGAAAAUGGUCAAUUUUGUGUUUCAUGUGAUACUCAAUUCGCCAAUUUCUACUGUGGACUGUGCAAACAUCUUACUGGAAAUGAUGAUCACCCCUAUCAUUGCGAUAAAUGUGGCAUUUGCAGGUAAGAAUUUGAUUUUAAAUUAAACAUCCUUCCUUUUUAAUCAAAAGAAUAGCGAAAUAGGGGAAAGUAACAAUUGCUUUUGGAGAACAUUUAUAUCUUAUCAAAGUGAUUGAUUGAGAUUGAGAAUUAAGAAACGUUUAUUUUCUAGAAUUCAUGGGGAUCGCUCGUUUCAUUGUGAUGUAUGUGGUAUUUGUCUUGAUGUUCAACUUCGUGGAAAUCAUAAAUGUCGUCCUGAUUCAGCUCAUGAUGAAUGUGGCAUCUGUUUGGAGGUGAAUGCAUAAUCUAACACUUCAUGAAUAUCAAAUUGUUUGCGACAUAAUGUUUAAUAAUAAUUAUUAUGAUGCCCCAGGGUAUCGGAUACUUGAAAGAUUACAGGAUCAAACUACAUGUAAAUAUUACAAGAACUUCGAACUUUUAAACGUCUUUCGUUCCUAUUCACUCGAAAGUCUUGUUAAAUGUUAACCUGAGAGGUUGGUUUGAAUCCAGUGACCCUUCAAGUGUCCUUGGGAAAUGCAGUUUCAACACACUUAAUUUGUUUUGACUUUCUACAGGACGCAUUCACGGGCUGCCAGAUUCUUCCAUGUUCCCACAAAGUUCACAAAGAAUGCGCCAAUCGGAUGAUUCGGAACGGAAUGUAAGUCCAUUUAUCGUUCAAAAUAUUUGCAUAUAUAAUUAUCACAAGACAUAUUGCUCCAAUCAAUGGAUGUACAUUAGAAAGUAGUGCUGUUUACAACCAGACUCAAUUAGAUUGAAGUACGUGUUUAUUCAGCAUUCAUUGCAUAAUAGUCUUAUAAUGUUUCAAUGUUUGAAAAAUAGUAUAGUAUGUGAAGUUCAGUACAAUGUAUACAACGAAGCAAAAGUUUCUCCUUCUUCUCAGAGACCUCUGCUCGCAGUAUAAAUGCAAUGGGGCAAGUUUGCAACCAGUUUAUAGUACACUCGAUCAAGUAAAACGAGCUCCUCAAUUAGUAUUCGUAGGGCCUGCGUACGAUUAGUUAUACAUAGUGGAAAGAAAUGAAAAGAGAAUACACUAGAAAUAUACACACAAAAACAAAUACAGUAAAAUAUAUGAGCAUAUAAUCGGGGCUCACCGAAUUAUUUUUCGAGUAAAUUUACUUUAAAGCCAAAAUAUCACCUACAUUGAAACGUUAUUGUUCCCAUAGUAACAUCAAUUAUUUUUCUCAAAAAAAUUGACAUUCAACACGUAUAAAGAUACUAUGACAUUCAUGGUGAAAACAAAUUUCACUAUCUGCAUACGACAUAUAGUUAUUUGCAAUUGCAAACUCUUGGACGAUGCUGCUUACGUCAUAAGAUGAUAAGACGUGACAUAUCUUUCAUAAAUUUCACCAAAAUGAAGCAAGUUAGAUUGGGAUUCCUAAAUGUGAUAUUUUCUUCUCUGUUUUCAUCCAGAACUCGCUGUCCGAUAUGCCGUGAAAGUUUCGCCCAUAAACUUGAGAGACGCCCUGUUGGAAGGAGGAAAAGAUGAACCAAACUCAUGGAAAUCCACUUCUUCUACCGUUACCGAUUAUUCCGUCGAAUGUCGUCACAGCAAGUGCCUUUCAACUAUAAUAUCGUGGGUUCCAUUCUCUCUUUGCUCACUCAUGUGAAUCGUGCAUGUGAACAGUGUUGGUCAACGCUCUGUCGAAAUCCUGAGUUCUCCUGGCUGAUAUUGCCUCUAACCGGUUAAGAUAAAAGUAGUAUCACAAUUGUUAAGUAUGUAAUUAGGUAAGCGUAAUACUUGAUGUAAAGUGACUAUAAUAGCCACAUAAUGCUGUACCAACAACCCCCAAAACUUGAACACAUUCCCAAAAAUUAAAUGUGGAACUGAUAUUGAUCGCCGUAGUCAUUCCCCGACAGAGAAGUUUUCGUGAUUAAAUAACCAUGAGCACAACAAUUCAAGGAAAAAUAGAUAGCUUGCAUGUUUGAUAGGAGAAUUUUAUUUCAAUUUCAGAGUAAGUUAUUUUUAUGAUUUAAGUUUGAAAUUAAUUUGAUAGUUUAAUUAACAAAUUUAAAACUUGCCGCCUCAAAAUGGGUAGGUGAUAAAUAUUCCAAAAAUAUUCAUUAGGAAGUAAGAAUACGAUAUAUAGUUUAUGUUGUAACUUGUAAAUACUGUAAUAUGUUUUUUUAAAUUUUUAAAUUUUUAGUUAACAUCAUAAUUAAUUGCGAGAUGUGUGUGACUGUGUUUCAAUAAUAUAUAUAUAGUAAUGAUAAUAAUAACAAAUUAAUAUCUAGGACGAGACAUGGAUUUAUUAUUUUUACCGUCGGAAAUCGAAAAAAAUAAAACGGUUCAGAUUAAUUUGACUUCCACUUCCGCUAUCAUUAAGGAACCAUGCCUUUGACUAAUCAGAUGCGUGUGAUUGCUUGAUAUAUCCGAUUAAACAUUCUGAUGCGUACUAAGCCAAUACACGAAUCGCAAAAUUCGAUUGCGCAUUCAAAUGCAUGAGGCGUUCAGUCGGGCAAAAGCCGCAUUCAAAGAAAAACAUGUAGUUUGUAAGUGGAUGAUUUCAAACAUGCGUAUUAAUAAAGUAUUCAAAUGUUCAGUCAUGCAUUCGUGUUGCAUUGUAGUAAUAUGUAAUCAUGAAUGCAUGAGUGAACAUUUCAAUACUUAAAUACGCAUAUUUUAAAUCAUCCAGUCACAGCUACAUGUUUGUCUUCAACUGUGACUUUUGCCCGAAUUUCGCGAUUCGUGUAUGAGUGGUAGUGGUAGCGGUAGUAGAAGUUAAAUCAGAAUCUCUCUCAAAAUAAUUAUUAUACUGCUACUGAAUACUACACGUCUUAAUUAAACUAA
Messenger RNA from Paramuricea clavata, 20059 nucleotides. The record is from the annotation of a GenBank genome assembly. NCBI's taxonomy places the organism in Eukaryota, Metazoa, Cnidaria, Anthozoa, Malacalcyonacea, Plexauridae.